AAAACAUAACAUGUAAAAAUAACCUGAGAGGCUGAGACCCUCCUGCUUCGUUGUCACAAUCACUAAAAUUCACAAAUUAAAGAAGCGAGAUAGAGAGAGAAGGUAAGAAAGAAAGGCAUGGAAAAUCAAAACAACAAGGUGGAGAAGGACAAGGAAGAGGAGGAUGACGCGGUAGGGCCGAUGGCGGGAGCGGAAGAGGAAGGAGAGGUGGGGUCCAGCUUGACCAUGGAGAGGGUGGCUGCGGCCAAACAGUAUAUCGAGAACCACUACAAGGCUCACAAGAAGCACCUUCAAGAACGCAGAGAAAGGCGAUCGGACCUGGAAAAGAUGUUGGCAUGUUCAGAUGUUUCAGAAGAGGAACAAAUCAAUCUGCUGAAGGACUUGGAGCGCAAAGAGACAGAAUAUAUGCGUCUUAAAAGGCAUAAGAUAUCUGUUGAUGAUUUUGACCUUCUCACUAUUAUUGGAAGAGGUGCAUUUGGAGAGGUUAGAUUGUGUCAGGAGAAGAAAUCAGGCAAUAUUUAUGCCAUGAAAAAGUUGAAGAAGUCAGAAAUGCUUAGCAGGGGACAGGUUGAACAUGUUAGGGCUGAAAGGAAUUUGCUUGCUGAAGUUGGCAGUCACUGCAUUGUGAAACUCUUUUAUUCCUUUCAAGAUGCCGAGUACUUGUAUCUAAUUAUGGAAUAUCUGCCUGGUGGUGACAUGAUGACUUUGCUGAUGAGGGAGGAGACCUUGACUGAAACUGUGGCUAGAUUUUACAUUGCUCAAAGUGUGCUGGCCAUAGAAUCUAUUCAUGAGCACAACUACAUUCACAGAGAUAUAAAACCUGACAACCUGCUGUUGGACAAAAGUGGUCAUAUGAAGCUCUCUGACUUUGGUCUUUGCAAGCCUCUUGACUGCACAAAUUUGUCUGCUAUAAACGAAAAUGAAGCUCUGGAUGAUGAGAAUUUGAAUGAAUCAAUGGAUGUUGAUGGCCGCUUUCCAGAAUCUGGUAGUGGGAGACGCUGGAAAAGUCCCCUUGAACAAUUACAGCAUUGGCAGAUAAAUAGGAGGAAAUUGGCAUAUUCCACAGUUGGCACACCUGAUUAUAUUGCUCCGGAAGUGUUGCUGAAGAAAGGAUAUGGAAUGGAGUGUGACUGGUGGUCACUUGGUGCUAUAAUGUAUGAGAUGCUUGUUGGUUACCCACCAUUUUAUUCUGAUGAUCCAGUAACGACAUGCAGAAAGAUUGUGCAUUGGAAAAAUCACUUGAAAUUUCCAGAGGAGGCAAGGUUAACCCCUGAAGCAAAGGAUCUAAUCACUAGGUUGCUUUGCGAUGUUGAGCAUAGGCUUGGUACUCUAGGGGCAAGCCAAAUUAAAGCUCAUCCAUGGUUCAAAGAUAUUUUAUGGGACAAACUCUAUGAAACGGAGGCAGCAUAUAAACCUGAGGUCAAUGGAGAACUUGAUACUCAAAACUUUAUGAAAUUUGAUGAGGUGGAUGCCCCAUCUGCAAAAAGAACAGGAUCAGGGCCCAUGAGGAAGAUGCUCUUAACUCCCAAAGAUCUUAGUUUUGUUGGCUAUACGUACAAAAAUUUUGCGGCUGUCAAAGGGUUACGUCAUUCUCUGGAAAAAAAGGGGAGCACAUCGCCAAAUCGACUUUCCACUGACUCUCUCAACAGCGAUUCUGCAGAGGACUACUCUUCUAAACUCUCAACUGACAACACAGAGACAGAGGUGCGUGCAGCAUCAGGGGAUACCAUUUGACGUUGAAGUGGCUGAAUCCUCCCAUGUAAAGCUUCUCACUAAAGAGUGAAGAAGCCCUUUGGGUUUGACCUGCUUAUUUUUCAGUCAGGUUUUGCCCUAGUCUAGUCUACCUUGUUAAUGUAGUUUGCUGCCACUUAUUUUAUGGAACUACUAAUUGUACAGUUAUACUGAAGAAUUCUGGUUCUGGGAAGCCCUUUGAUGGGUUGUUUGGUAGCAACAGUAUUGUAAUUGAAAGUUUUCUUUGAGAUAAUAUUGAGGUCCUGAUUACCCAGGUUGGCACAAAAGUAAUAUGCCAUCUCUUGUGGCUGCUUCGUUUUCCACUUGUGAAAUGGUGUGUGGUCUAUAACUGUUUUAAAAACACCAACUGGAUUUCUAUUGACAACUACGGGGCUUAGGUGAGAAGCAUGAACUUGGGACUCUU
Pistacia vera is the source of this 2155-nucleotide messenger RNA. Its product is annotated as serine/threonine-protein kinase 38-like. Gene Ontology annotation, biological process: intracellular signal transduction; peptidyl-serine phosphorylation. The transcript has 13 exons. The record is from RefSeq and is a predicted model, not a curated record. Gene Ontology annotation, molecular function: ATP binding; protein serine/threonine kinase activity. NCBI's taxonomy places the organism in Eukaryota, Viridiplantae, Streptophyta, Magnoliopsida, Sapindales, Anacardiaceae. The coding region runs from base 118 to 1734 and encodes 538 amino acids.